This is a messenger RNA of Labrus bergylta (ballan wrasse), 1004 nucleotides long. The record is from RefSeq and is a predicted model, not a curated record. NCBI's taxonomy places the organism in Eukaryota, Metazoa, Chordata, Actinopteri, Labriformes, Labridae.
UUACACGGAUUUAUAAAAAGUGCGCACCCUUCCUGUCCGGAGUUGUUGCUAUUAUUUUGAUCAGGUUUGGUCAUGUAUCGAAAUGUUUUGGGUAGACUGGUGACAGAAACAGUCCGUGUUCAUGUAAAGAAAACACAUUUAAUAGAGAGGGUAAGAGCUGCCGCCGUGUCUGUCAGGACGUUUUCUGAUGUGAAGGACGGAGUGCAGCAGCCUUUCGACGCCUCCCUGCUUCACUUCCUAGUGUGUCCUCUGUCCAAGAAGCCACUUAGGUAUGAUGCUGACACCAAUGAGCUGAUCAACGAGGAUCUUGGCAUCGCCUAUCCUAUCAUUGACGGUAUCCCCAACAUGAUCCCGCAGGAAGCCAGACUGAUACAGAAAGACACCUUAACUACACCAACGCAGGGAUAGAAACUCCAUCGCAACUGCACCUUCAGCUGACCACAGACUGGAAGGUUUUUGUUUUGAAGGCUAUUGUUCUGAAUGAUACAGUACUUAAUACUGUCAUCACAUCCUGAUCAACUCUGUCCUUUUGAAUUGCUGUACAUUGAGGACUCAUACAUAACUCUUAUACAUGUAAUAGAUCACCUCAGAAAUUCACCAACCCUGUAGAAGACCUCUUCUGCAAGUAUGUUCUCUCUGUCCAUGAUGGUGGGAUUGGUCCCAGUAGUAUCUCUGUUUGGUUUGUUCUACUCUGCUGCGGUGGAAGAGAACUUUCCACAAGGCUGCACCAGCAGCAACAGCCUGUGUUUCUACAGCCUGCUGCUGCCCGUCACUAUCCCCGUCUAUGUCUUCUUCCACCUCUGGAGCUGGAUGGGGAUCAAGCUCUUUAGACACAACUAGGCUCUUCUGACAUGCUCUGUAACAGGAAGUCUUUACUGGAAAACACUUCCAGUACGAUGAAAUCAUCUGUUGGAUAUGUUGCUUGGAUUUCCCGGCAGGAAACUGCUGUGAUAUGUUUUCAUUGAGAGUAGAUCCAUUACAGGAUUAUGGAACAGAACUACAAU